AUGGUGGCUGCGAUUUCUACGGCGAUAAACCCCAAGCGAGCGCAGACUCCAACUCCAAGGAGAACUCCUCUGUUAACUUCUGAAUCAGACAAUGCAGUCGCUCCUCCACGAAGGCCCAAAGCACGACAGGUUACUUCUCGCUACAUGUCUUCGUCAUCGUCUUCGUCUUCCUCCGUUUCGUCUCCUCCACGACGAUGCCAUUCACCGCUACUGGUGACACGGACGGUGAAUUCUACAAAGCAAACUCCUACGCCGGCGUUGAAGCGGUGUCAGUCGGCGGAGCGCAGGCGACGAGGCACUCCUCUACCUACUCCCACUGACACUCCCGCGGCUCAGAAAGUGCUAUUGACUUCCACCAGGAGCUUGUCUGUUUCGUUCCAGGGCGAGUCGUUCCCGAUCCAGAUCAGGACCACGAAACCGCUGCCGUCACAGAGUUUGCGGAAGAGCACGCCGGAAAGGAGGAAGGUCGCAACGACGCCGACGCCGGUGAGAAAUGGCAAUUCGGAUCACGCAGAGAAUGCGAGGUCGCUAGAUCGGCACCGGUGGCCGGCAAAAUCACUACCGCGGCCGCAGCAAAUGACGUGCGUGAACCGGAGCUUGGAAUAUGUUGUUUCCGCCGAGCAAAAACCAACGGACUCGCCGGCGAACGUUGUUAGGUCGUUGCAGAAUCUGAUGGUAGAUGUUCGAGCUUCUCACGACACGACACAGAGAUCAGAAAGUAACAAAAUUAACGGAUCUGGGUUUCGGCCUGAGCCUGAGCCUGAGCCUGUUGCGUCUGAUACCGAAAGUGUAACGUCUGAAAGUUCCUCUGGAGAUGGAAUUCGAAGUUCUCGCGGGAUCGUGGUACCGGCGAGGUUCUGGCAAGAGCAUAAUAACCGUUUACGGCGCCAAACGGAGACUCCGUCUUCUAGAAACGGUGUAAUUGGAAAUAAAGGAACUGUAACUACUGUUCCUAGUUCCAGGCUUCACGUGCAGAAGAAAUUAGCUUUGGAUUCUGCUGUUUCAUCGCCACGUGGAGUUGUGAAUAGCCGUGUUCUUCAAGGUUCUUCUAUUCGUUCCGCUGUUCGUCCCGCUUCUCCGAGUAAACUAGCGAUCUCGUCUGUGUGGUUUCCUUCUAGAGGAGUGAGUCCGUCAAAUGCGCAAAACGGCGUCACUGGUGGCAUGAGUAGUACGUUUGGUAGUGAACCUUCUGUUUUGAGUUUCGCGGUUGAUGUUUCGAGGGGGAAGGUAGGGGAGAAUCGGAUUGUUGAUGCGCAUUUAUUGAGACUCUUCCAUAACAGGUUCCUCCAGUGGCGUUUGGCAAACGCCAGAGCAGAUGCUGCCCUCUCUGCGCAGACAUUGAAUGCGGAGGAAAGCCUCAAAGCUGCAUGGCUAACUAUGUCUAAAAUACAAGAAUCUGUUAGAGCCAAAAGAACAGAGUUUCAGCUGCUGAAGCAACAGUUUAAGUUAAUAAGCAUCCUGAAAGAUCAAAUGGUGUUUUUGGAAGAUUGGGCUACUUUGGAUCGGGUUUACUCUAGUUCACUUUCAGGAGCUACUGAAGCCCUAAGGGCUAGCACUCUUCGUCUUCCUGUUGUUGGUGGGGCCAAGACAGAUAUGCUAAACUUAAAGGAUGCAAUUUGUUCAGCAAUGGAUGUGAUGCAGGCAAUGGCAUCCUCCAUAUGCCUGCUGUCACCAAAGGUUGGACAAUUAAAUUCGCUGGUUGUUGAAGUUGCCAACUUAAGUGCGAAGGAGCUUGUUUUGCUUGAAGAGUGCAAAGACCUUUUGUCAGUGAUUACUACCUUGCAGGUUAGAGAAUGUAGCCUGAGAACGCAUGUUGCUCAACUGAAAUGUCAAUCCAGAAGUACUACAGUGAAAUAA
This is a messenger RNA of Sphenostylis stenocarpa, 1857 nucleotides long. The record is from the annotation of a GenBank genome assembly. Lineage: Eukaryota; Viridiplantae; Streptophyta; Magnoliopsida; Fabales; Fabaceae.